This is a messenger RNA of Brienomyrus brachyistius, 7282 nucleotides long. It is a transcript of the gene myo7ba, whose product is annotated as unconventional myosin-VIIb. Lineage: Eukaryota; Metazoa; Chordata; Actinopteri; Osteoglossiformes; Mormyridae. The record is from RefSeq and is a predicted model, not a curated record. Gene Ontology annotation, molecular function: protein binding; ATP binding; cytoskeletal motor activity. Gene Ontology annotation, cellular component: cytoskeleton; myosin complex. Bases 1 to 6711 code for a protein of 2236 amino acids. The transcript has 46 exons.
AUGAAAGAACUGAACUCUACUGAAUGCAGAUAUGUCAUGUACUUUAACAUCACUGUACUUCUUGAUUUGCAGGGAGAUUAUGUUUGGGUAGAUUCUGGUACUGGGGUCCCCAUUGGUGCGGAGGUCAAACUGACAGACACUGGCCAGCUCAGUCUGAUUGAUGAUGAAGGAAAGGAGCUGAAACUCAACAAAGACAACAAGGAUACAAUCCGGCCCAUGCACCCCACCUCUGUGACUGGAGUGGAUGACAUGAUUCGCCUGGGGGAUUUCAAUGAAGCCGGGCUCCUCCGUAAUCUCCUGAAAAGACACAGAGAAGGCAUCAUUUAUACCUACAGCGGUUCCAUCUUAGUAGCAGUUAAUCCCUACCAGCUGUUGCCCAUAUACACGGCAGAGCAGGUGGAGCUCUACACCGAUCGGCGGCUGGGGGAGCUGCCCCCACACGUCUUCGCCAUCGCUGACAAUUGCUUCUUCAACAUGCGCCGAAACCAGAAGGACCAAUGCUGUGUCAUCAGUGGGGAGUCAGGGGCAGGAAAGACGGAAACUACCAAACUGAUGCUACAGUUCCUGGCUGCUGUGAGUGGCCAACAUUCCUGGAUCGAGCAGCAGAUCCUGGAGGCCAACCCCAUUUUGGAAGCUUUCGGAAACGCAAAGACAGUUCGCAAUGACAACUCUAGUCGCUUUGGGAAGUACAUCGACAUUUCAUUCACCAAAAGUGGUGCAAUCGAUGGCGCUCGGGUGGAGCAGUACCUGCUGGAGAAGUCCCGUGUCUGUCGCCAGGCUCCAGAAGAGAGAAACUACCACAUCUUUUAUUGUAUGUUGAUGGGGAUGCCAGCUGAGCAGAAGAAGAUUUUACAAUUGGGAAAGUCCUCAGAAUACAAAUACCUCACUAUGGGUAACUGCACCAGCUGCGAAGGACGUGAUGACGUCAAAGAGUACGCUAACUUCUGUUCUGCUAUGAGGAUCCUGAUGUUCACAGAAAAUAACUCCUGGGAGAUUUCCAAGCUACUAGCUGCAAUCCUUCAUCUGGGAAAUGUGGACUUUGAGGCUACAAUUUUGAACAACCUGGAGAGUUGUGACAUCCUUAACUCUGCUCAUUUCAAUAUGGCUGCCAAGUUGCUGGAGGUGGAUAUGAAGGCACUAGACUGCAGUUUGACGAAGCGUUCUGUCAAAACCAACAGGGAGAAUGUUUCCAAACCACUGAGUUCAGCACAGGCCAUAGACGGCAGGAAUGCAUUUGUCAAGGCUAUUUAUGGAAGGCUGUUUGUGUGGAUUGUGGAGAAAAUUAACAGUGUCAUUUAUAAGCCUCCACCCAUGGAUUCUAAAGUCACCCAUCAAUCUAUUGGCUUACUGGACAUUUUUGGCUUUGAAAACUUCAGUACAAAUAGCUUCGAGCAGCUCUGUAUCAACUUUGCCAAUGAACAGUUGCAGCAGUUUUUUGUGAAGCAUAUCUUCAAGCUAGAACAGGAGGACUACGCCCGGGAGAACAUCGCAUGGAAGCACAUUGACUUCAGUGACAACCAAAAUACGCUAGAUGUGUUGGCCAUCAAGUCCCUCAACGUUCUGGCACUCAUCGAUGAGGAGAGCCACUUUCCCAAGGGUACAGAUACCACCCUGCUGAACAAAAUGAACCAGGUUCAUGGGAAAAGCAACAUCUACAUCCCCCCUAAGAACAACCAUGACAUGCAGUUUGGCAUCCAGCAUUUUGCUGGAGUUGUCCACUACAAUUCCACAGGUUUCCUUGAGAAGAACAGGGAUGCCCUGAGCUUAGAUAUCCUCCUGCUGUUGGACACCUCCUCCAACAAGCUUCUCAAGCAAAUCUUUGCAUCUGAACUUGCAACAAAUACAACUACAGGCUCCAAUUCCAAGAUGAUUAUUACACCUAAGAACUCCCUGCGGCAAGCGACUGACACCAAGAAGCGAAUCCCCACACUAAGCAAUCAGUUUCGCCAGUCUCUAGAAUCUCUAAUGAAAACCCUCACUGCCUGCCAGCCCUUUUUUAUUCGCUGUAUCAAGCCAAAUGACUUCAAGAAGCCUAUGCUAUUCAACAGGGAACUGUGCAUGCGUCAGCUUCGCUACUCUGGCAUGAUGGAGACCAUUCGAAUCCGAAAAGCUGGAUAUCCCAUCCGGCACACAUUCCUGGAGUUCUUAGACCGGUAUCGUGUGUUGCUCAGAACAGCUAUGUGUGACCCCAAAAGAGAGUCACCAGAGAACUGUUGUCAAUCCAUUUGUCUGUCCGUCCUUGGUGAUAAGGAUGACUGGCAAAUUGGAAAAAGAAAGAUCUUUCUUAAGGACUUUCAUGAUACUGUGUUGGAGCUGGAGAGAGACACAGCGAUGCAUGCAAAGGCCAUCAUCAUUCAGAGAGUCUUGAGGGCCUACAAACACAGGAAGCGAUUUGUGAAACAAAGAAAGGCAGCGAUAGUACUACAAAAACACUGGCGUGGCUACAAUGGCAGAAGACUAUACAGAAAGGUCCAGUUGGGUUUUGCCCGCUUGCAGGCUACAGUCCAUUCUCGAAAGCUGCACCUUCUGCACAAGCAGAAACGAGCAGCCUCUAUCACUCUGCAGAAGCAUGUAAAGGGCUAUCUUGCAAGGAAACAGUGGAAAUGCAAGCAGGAGGCUGUGAAAGUGCUGCAGGCCCACACCAGGGGCAUGUUGGCAAGAAAGGCCAUUAAGAAGAUGAAGAAGGAUGCCUUCCUGUCUGCCCAAGAGCGCAGAGCUGAGGAGCUGGCUGCCAUCGAGAGGCAGAAAAGGCUUGAGGGGGUGCUCAGACAGAAGAAGGAGGCUUCCAAAGCAGAAUCUAUCACUGAUCAGGAGAUGGUAGACAAUAUCUUUGGUUUCUUGCCUAGUGUGGUUGGAGGGCAGGAGGGACAAGCACCAGUGGGAUUUGAGGACUUGGAGAGCAAGAGAGCAGUGCUAGAGGAGGUGGACCUCGAUGAUGCCCCUAUGAUAAAGGACUUUCCAGAAGAAGAUUAUGAUGAUCUUGCUGAGUAUUCUUUCCCCAAGUUUGCUUCCAUGUACUUCCAAGGUUCCAGCACAUCCAGCUAUGUCCGUCAAAGACUACGCCAGCCCCUGCUGUUUCACGACAAUGAAAGCGAUAUAACGGCAUCUCUUACAGUGUGGUGGAUCAUACUUAGAUUUAUGGGAGACCUUCCAGAGCCUAAGCUGAAGGGCGCCCUCCCCGUGUCCAGACUGUCUGUACAACAAAAUGUGAUUCCUAGAGAAACAAGACGUCUCAGCAACUUGGUUGGCCUUGAUCAGAAAAUAUUAAGAAGCAAAAAAAACAGGAAAUCCUCUUCAGUUCCAGAGGAGGUGGUUCUGGGUAGGAAGGCCUCUGCAAUUCCAGAAGAGGCUCGGAACAGAAAGCCUUCUUUGCUCUCUGAACUUCUGACAAGAAGCCGAAAACCCUCCACCAUUCCUGAGGAAGUACCAAAGAGCAGAAAACUCUCCUCGAUACCGGAAGCUCAGACACAGAAGAAAAAACUAUCCCUUAUUCCUGAAGAGGGAAUACGGAACAGAAAAUCAUCUGUGAUCCCAGAGGAGCUAGAAGAACAAGAAUCUACAAAACCCACAAUGGCUGCCGUGAAAGAGGAGGAAGUCGUGCUAUCUGAGCAAGGCACAACCCUGGAUCGACCUCUGACAUCCCUGGAAAAAAUUCAUAUCAUUGUGGCAUAUGCUAUAGUGAGGCGUGACCUGAGGGAUGAGAUAUAUUGCCAGAUCUGUAAGCAACUCACAGACAAUGGCAACCGCAACAGUUACUUCCGGGGAUGGAUUCUUCUGUCAAUCUGCCUCGGCAUCUUCCCCCCCACUGACCGCUUUAUAAAGUACCUCCAAAACUUCAUUCGCAAUGGCCCUGUUGGUUAUGCUCAGUAUUGUGCUGAUCGACUUCGGCGCACCUUGGCUAAUGGCCUGCGUGGGGAACCUCCUAGCUGGUUAGAACUGCAGGCUACAAAGACCAUGAAGCCAAUGGCGAUAUCUGUGACUCUGAUGGAUGGGCGCACUCUCAGCCUAGCUGUGGAUUCAGCCUCUACUUCAAAAGAAAUAUGCGAAACCCUCGCACAAAAAGUCAAAAUCAAAGACAUCUUUGGAUUUUCACUCUAUGUCGCCUUGUAUGAUAAAGUAUGGUCACUGGGCAGCGGCAAGGAACAUGUGAUGGAUGCAAUCUCUCAGUGUGAGCAAGAGGUGAGGAGGCAGGGCGGUCAGGAACAGCAUGCGCCAUGGCGUCUCUACUUCCGCAAGGAGAUCUUCACUCCCUGGCAUGACUCCAAUGAGGACCCAGUCAGCACUGACCUCAUCUACAGGCAGAUCAUCCGUGGCCUGAAGUUCGGGGAGUAUCAGUGUGACAAGGAGGAUGAAUUAGUACAACUAGGAGCCAAACACUUCUAUGUACAGUAUGGUUCAAGCAGCAGUCAAGAUAGUGCAAAGAAUGUGGUUCAAGACUGUAUCAAUAAUUCUUUGCUUGCAGCAAAAUCUGAAGAGAAAUGGUUACAGAUGAUUAGCUCUGCACAUCUUAAGGGUUCAUACAUAAACUCACAGAUGAACCCUGCUGUUGCCAAGGCCGAAGUUGUUGAUUAUGCUCGUUUUAAAUGGCCUGUGUUCUUCUCCCGGUUCUUUGAAGUCAUCAGAUCUUCAGGUCCUGCUUUACCAAAAAACAAAUUCAUCAUUGCCAUAAACUGGACUGGGAUACUCUUCUUAGAUGAAAGGGAGAGGAAACUUCUGCAGCUUUCCUACCCUGAGGUUACAGGAGUCAACACGAUGAGGGAUGGGAAUGAAUUUGGCCAAUCUGUAUUUCUCUCCACGCUUAAAGGAGACUUCACUCUCAAUGCUGUCAUGGCUGCAGACAUAGCAGAGCUCCUGUACAUGUUUUUAGGGGGGCUGAGAGAGCGAUCUUUGUAUGCAGUUACUCUGCAGGAAUCCACCAAACAAGAUGACUCUACAUUUCUCAACUACAAAAAAGGAGACCUUAUCUUAAUUAUCAAAGAUGAAGAAUAUUCCUCAAAUCAUGGCUGGAUAAAGGGCAAAAAUGAGCGAACAGGUCAAACUGGGGCUGUAUCCACUGAUGCUGUACUGGUCUUACCCACCCUGAAAAAGCCAACGAAUGAAGUGCUGAGCCUGCUGAACCUGUCCCCAGAUCAGAGGAAGACAAUAAUUCAAACUGCACAGAAGGAUGCUGGAACAGUGGCGAGAGCUGCCCUCUACUCGCUUAAGGACUAUGCAUUCCAGUAUUUCAGGCAGCCUAACAAGGAUGUAAACCAGCACGUGCUCUCCAAGGGAGCUGCUCCAGAGAGGCUGUGGGUUAACUCCAGAGAGCCAAUCAAGCAGCCGCUGCUGAAGAGACUGGCUGGCAGCCCUGAGCUUAGUCACCAGGCCUGCACGGCCUUCACUGCCAUUUUAAAAUACAUGGGAGAUUACCCUACCAAACAAACACAGAAUCCCUUGGAACUCACUGACCAAAUCUUCGGGCCUGCCACGAAGAAUGAAGCCCUGAGAGAUGAGAUAUACUGCCAGAUCAUGAAACAGAUGACUAGCAACAGCAAUAGGUUCAGCCUGGAACGAGGCUGGCAGCUGCUGUGGCUGUGUUGCGGUCUCUUCCCUCCAAGCCAGUCUCUCCUGAAACAUGCCCAGCGCUUCAUAGAAUCUCGGCACCGGGAAGCUUUAGCUCAAGACUGCCUGCAGAGGGUGCAGGCGGCCCUCAGGAUGGAACACAGAAAGCUGCCUCCUCACCAGGUCGAGAUCGAUGCGAUUCAGCAAAACAGCACCCAGAUAUUCCACAAAGUGCACUUCCCUAAUAACACCGAGGAGAUCUUUGAGGUGGGGAGCAGCACCCGAAUCCGGGACCUCAUUCAGAGCAUUGCUGCUCAACUCAAUUUACUCUCAGCAGAUGGUUUCAGCAUAUUUCUAAAAACCCCUGACAAGGUCCUGAGUUUGAAUGAAGCAGACUACUUCUUUGAUAGUCUGAGGCAGAUCACAGACUGGUCAAAGAAUUCCAUGAGAACCAAGGAUGGUGGGGCAAUCAGUGUGACUUACACAGUGUUCUUCAUGAGGAAGCUCUGGUUCAACAUCAGUCCAGGAAGAGAUCUAGAGGCCGACUUGAUCUUCCAUUACCCACAGGAGCUGCCAAAGUACUUACGUGGAUACCACAAGUGCACCAAGGAGGAUAUGAUUAACGUGGCCGGCCUGCUCUUCAGAGCGAAAGUUGACAAUGACAAAUCUCAGUGUGCCACUAUCCCAAAGGUGCUGAAGGAGCUGGUACCCUGUGACCAGCUGAAGGCCAUGUCAUCAGAGGAGUGGAGGAAGAGCAUAGUAGCAUCUUAUAACAAACAAGCUGAUAUGACUGUGGAAGAUGCCAAAGUUGCCUUUUUGAAGAUCAUCUGCCGAUGGCAGACGUUUGGUUGUGCCUUCUUUGAAGUAAAGCAAACUUCUGAGCCUAGUUUUCCAGAUAUAGUACAGAUUGCUAUCAGCAAACAAGGAGUGACAAUCAUCCACCCCAAAACUAAAGACACACUGGCCACACACCCCUUUAAUCGUAUUGCAAACUGGUGCAGUGGUAGCACUUACUUUCACAUGACCAUUGGGAACCUUGUCAAGGGGAACAAGAUUCUUUGUGAGACCUCACUGGGCUACAAGAUGGAUGAUCUUUUAACUUCCUACGUUAACAUGUACGUCAAGGAGAGGAAAGGAGGACGGCCAAGACAUCAGCGCGUCCCUGCGUGAAGUCUGCUGAAGCAUGGAGGAAGCGAGCAUAAAAGAGUUCCGUAAUGUGCUGCCAAGCUGAAGGCUUGUGAUGUUAAUUUCUAUGUAAGCUCUCUAUCGGUAGUGCCCCAUUUGGCUAUUUCUUAAAUUGAUUAACGUAAGCAAUGGGGUAUUUGUAAAUAUUAUGUUAGAGGUUACUACCGCUGAGAAAGUCUUAAGUGUGGAUGUACUGUUUAAAUACAGGAACUGCAUGAAGAUUUGUUCUGAGAUGAAAACCCCGGUAUCCAUUACAUGCACCAAUGACUGAAAUUUUGCACCUCAGCUGAGUUACCUAACUUCUGUUAGGGCCAUGCAGCUUCACUGAUUGUACAAUGAAUCCACUUCAUAUUAUUGUGAAAGAUUCCUUUUGUGAUCAGUCUGCCUUCACCAUUGAAGACUGAAAUCCAAAUAGUAAUUAUCUAUAUAGUCAUUUGAGUGAUUUUUAAAAUGUAAUUUAUAUUUUAAUAUGAUUCAAGUAAGGUUCAAUUUACGUUGAAACCUAUGUGUGAUCUGACCAAACUAUAAAAAAUAAGGUUAACUUAUGGUGAAAUUA